Pelagomonas calceolata is the source of this 814-nucleotide messenger RNA. NCBI's taxonomy places the organism in Eukaryota, Pelagophyceae, Pelagomonadales, Pelagomonadaceae. The record is from the annotation of a GenBank genome assembly.
UUUCGAGGCUCGACCUUAUGUCUUUUGAGGGAGCCCCGGCGCGCGCGGCGGGUAGGCGGCGGCGGUAGUAGAGAGAGGGGAUGGGCCGGCACGUGGGCGAGCACGCCAAAGAGCGCGCCGAGAACGGCGCGGCCGGUUGGGGAAUAGGGGACGGGAACUUGUUCGAGAGGGCGCGGCCCCGCGUGUCGACGACGCGGCUCGCCCCGGCGCGCCGGCUUUGGCGCGGCGGGGGUCAUGUGGGCGUGGUCGGGGCCGCAAAGCUCGGGUCCGAUCUAGAGGCCACCAACCGGGCAGUUGGUGUCUCCGGCUCAGCCCAUACAAAAGCCGCACUUGCGCGCGGCCGUGAUGCCGUCGUCGAAGGGGAUGGACGCGUCGUCGAGGCCGACGUCGAAGAACGUCGCCUCCUCGGCGUUAACGAUGGUGGCCUCGCGGAGCACGGGCUGCGGCGGCGCCGGCUGGUUCAGGAAGCCGUAGGCCGCCGCCAGGAGCAGGGCUCCUAUGAAAUUCGCCUGCGGGCGGUUUCGCGUCGACGGCCGGGGGGCGGAAAGCCGUUCCAAAAUGUGGGGCGCGGGGUGUGUGGGUCAUAGUCGUCGCGUUGACGGCGUGGGGGGCGGAAGCGGCCCCGCAACCGGGCUAAACAGCCGGACUUCACCGAGCUUGCUUUUUUCACCGCAGCGGGAGCGUACUGGACGGGCGUUUUUGCUGGAGCUGGCCCCGGCACAUCAUGAAGGUGCGAACAAGGACUACGCUGGCUGCGCGCGAGACGCAUGGUGUGCUAUAUCCCAAGCUUUUCAACUAAGAACAGGAGCUAGCG